Rotaria sp. Silwood1 is the source of this 1521-nucleotide messenger RNA. NCBI's taxonomy places the organism in Eukaryota, Metazoa, Rotifera, Eurotatoria, Philodinida, Philodinidae. The record is from the annotation of a GenBank genome assembly.
AUGUUCGAUUAUUUAUCUCGUUCUGAUAUAACACGUAUUCGAUGUCAAGCACACGUUUUGCAUCUUAUUGUGUGCAAUGGUCUUGGUCUCUGGAUGGAGACAAAAAAAAAGAAAAACGUUACAACGAAUGAAACAAACUUACUCGAUUCUGAAAUACGGCUUAGUCAUUCUUUAAAGAAAAUCAAUAUAAUUGAUGAUGAACAAUUAAUUGUUGAAGUAAGUGAUAUUGAAAAUGAUCGUGAACUUACUGAACCAGAUAAUGAAAAUGAAGAUUCAAAUGAUGAAGAAGAUAAUAGUAUUGCUGAAGGUGAUAGUGGUGGUAAUUCUUUAGAUGAAUAUGAAUCAAUUUCAGAAAAUAGUGAAUGCGAUAGUGAACAUUCAGCUGAAGCCUUGAAGGAUAAUUUUGAAGUUGAAGUUGACAUAAACUCCAAUGAUAGUUCUGAUUCAUCAUCAACACAACUUGAUACACAUAUUUCUUUAAUUGUCGAAAAGAGUCGGCAGCUUAUUGGUCUGAUAAAAGAUUCUUCAAUUUUAUCAUCAUUUAUAAAUAGAAAAGCUAAUGAAUAUAAUCAAUACAGUAAUAGUAAAAUUAAACGUUCGUUAAUAUUGGAUGUAGGUACUCGUUGGAAUUCAAGUUAUAAAAUGUUGUACACAUUGAAUUUGUAUCGGCCAAUAAUCAUUGAAUUAUUUCAAAAUAAAACAAAUUUGGAUAUAACAAAAAAAAAACAACAACAUUUAACUUCAUUGGAAUUUACAAGUGAUUGUUGGUAUACAAUUGAAUUAUUAAUUAAAAUAUUAAAGCCGUUUUAUAGAGCUACUAGAGCCAUUAGUGGUAGUGAUUAUCCGACGAUAGGCAUUACAUUUUAUAUUUUUCAUCGUCUUGAAAAAGAUUUCUUAUCAAAAAUUAUUCCAACAGAUGAUCCAUUAUUUAAUAAUAUGAAAAAAAGUUUAUUAAGUAAAAUGAUUUAUUAUACUAUGGUGCAAGAUCCAUUGCAAACAAAAACAAUUAUGUUCUAUGGGUACUUUGAUCCAUAUGCUAUAUCAGUUAUGACAAAUACUGAAAUUAAUACACUAGAAAAUGAAAUAAAAUAUAUAAUUCGUCAUAAAACAUCAAAUAGUUCAACACAAGCAUCAUCAACAACAUCUUCAAAUACAACUGGAUUAUCAAGAACAGAAAAAAAUUUUAAGAAAUCGUUACUCAAUUAUUUUGUUGAUUCAUUAGCUGAUGAAGAUAGUCAACAGGUCAAAAAACAAUCUUCAACAUCAAAAAAAUUAUUAAGUGAUGAAUUUAAAACAUACAAGAAAUUAGCUGGCGAUUAUGUAUCAACAUCACCUGAUUCAUAUAAUCCUGUACAAUUUUGGAAGGAAAACAAAUCAUUGUUACCUAAUUUGACACCACUUGCACAAAAAUAUUUAGCUUCUCCCAGUACAAGUACAAAAUCUGAAUCAGCAUUUAGCAUAUCUGCUUAUUAUGGACGUAAACAACGAGCUCGACUUUCUUCAGAAAAUCUUGGCGUUUAA